Rhea pennata is the source of this 4012-nucleotide messenger RNA. It is a transcript of the gene KCNQ5, whose product is annotated as potassium voltage-gated channel subfamily Q member 5. Gene Ontology annotation, cellular component: voltage-gated potassium channel complex; membrane. Gene Ontology annotation, biological process: potassium ion transmembrane transport. Gene Ontology annotation, molecular function: voltage-gated potassium channel activity. The transcript has 15 exons. The record is from RefSeq and is a predicted model, not a curated record. NCBI's taxonomy places the organism in Eukaryota, Metazoa, Chordata, Aves, Rheiformes, Rheidae. The coding region runs from base 1 to 2814 and encodes 937 amino acids.
AUGCCCCGCAACCACGGCGGCGGCGAGGAGGGCGGCUCCGCGGCGCUCUGGGUGAAGAGCGGCGCGGCGGGGCGCCCGGCGGCGGGCAUGAAGGAUGUGGAGUCGGGCCGGGGCAGGGCGCUGGUGAACGCGGCGGCCCGAGGGGACGGGCUGCUGCUCCUGGGCACCGGCGGCGCGGCCGCCCCCGCCGGCGGCGGCGGGCUGCGGGAGGGCCGCCGCGGCAAGCACGGAGCCCGCAUGAGCCUGCUGGGGAAGCCGCUGUCGUACAGCAGCGGGCAGAGCUGCCGGAGAAACGCCAAGUACCGCCGGCUGCAGAACUACCUGUACAACGUGCUGGAGCGGCCCCGCGGCUGGGCCUUCAUCUACCACGCCUUCGUUUUUCUGCUUGUGUUUGGUUGCUUGAUUUUGUCCGUGUUUUCUACUAUUCCUGAACACACAAAACUUGCCUCUGGUUGUCUCUUCAUUUUGGAGUUUGUCAUGAUUGUUGUCUUUGGUUUGGAAUUUAUUAUUCGUAUCUGGUCUGCUGGAUGCUGUUGUCGAUACCGAGGAUGGCAAGGAAGACUGCGCUUUGCAAGGAAACCAUUCUGUGUGAUAGACAUCAUUGUUCUCAUCGCUUCAAUAGCAGUUGUUUCUGCAAAAACUCAGGGUAACAUUUUUGCAACAUCAGCACUGAGAAGUCUUCGUUUCCUACAGAUCCUUCGUAUGGUGCGCAUGGACCGAAGAGGAGGCACUUGGAAAUUGUUAGGUUCAGUAGUUUAUGCACAUAGCAAGGAAUUAAUCACAGCCUGGUACAUAGGAUUUUUAGUACUCAUCUUUUCAUCUUUCCUGGUUUAUCUGGUGGAAAAGGAUGCAAACAACCAGUUCUCUACGUAUGCAGAUGCUCUCUGGUGGGGCACAAUCACCUUGACAACCAUUGGCUAUGGAGACAAAACUCCUCUUACUUGGCUUGGAAGGUUGCUCUCUGCAGGAUUUGCUCUCCUUGGCAUUUCUUUCUUUGCACUCCCUGCUGGCAUCCUUGGCUCAGGAUUUGCAUUAAAAGUGCAGGAACAGCAUCGUCAGAAACACUUUGAGAAAAGAAGGAAUCCGGCUGCCAGUUUAAUUCAGUGUGUAUGGCGUAGUUAUGCGGCUGAUGAGAAAUCGGUUUCCAUUGCUACCUGGAAGCCUCAUUUGAAGGCCUUGCAUACCUGCAGCCCUACAAAAAAAGAACAAGGGGAAGCUUCUAGCAGUAAGCUUUGUAGUAAUAAACAGAAGCUCUUCAGGAUGUACACCCCUCGGAAACAUAGUCAAAAGUUAAGUUUCAAAGAGCGGGUUCGGAUGGCCAGCCCACGAGGUCAAAGUAUUAAGAACAGGCAGUCUUCAGUCGGGGAUCGCCGGUCGCCAAGCGCCGACAUUGCUACGGAAGGGAGCCCGACCAAGGUUCAGAAGAGCUGGAGCUUCAAUGACCGGACCCGCUUCAGGCCAUCACUGCGGCUGAAGAGUUCCCAGCCAAAACCAGCGGUUGAUGCUGACACGACUCUGGGAACAGAUGAUGUUUACGAUGAUAAAGGAUGCCAGUGCGAUGUAUCAGUAGAAGAUCUGACCCCUGCUCUUAAAACUGUCAUCCGAGCAAUCAGAAUUAUGAAAUUUCAUGUUGCAAAGAGAAAGUUUAAGGAAACGCUUCGCCCAUAUGAUGUCAAAGAUGUCAUUGAACAGUACUCAGCAGGUCAUCUGGAUAUGUUAUGCAGGAUUAAAAGCCUUCAGUCACGCGUCGACCAAAUUCUUGGAAAAGGACAAAUCACAGCAGAUAAAAGAAGCAGAGAAAAGAAUACUGCAGAGAAUGAGACAACUGAUGACCUUAGCAUGUUAGGGCGUGUAGUCAAGGUGGAGAAGCAGGUUCAAUCCAUUGAGUCAAAACUGGACUGUCUGUUAGAUAUUUAUCAACAAGUUUUACGAAAAGGAUCUGCAUCAGCACUCACUUUGGCUUCCCUUCAAAUGCCAGCUUUUGACUGUGAGCAGACUUCUGAUUAUCAAAGUCCAGCAGACAGCAAAGAUUUGUCUAAUUCUGCACAAAUUAGUGGAUGUGUAUCCAGAUCAGCUAGUGCCAAUCUGCCUCGUGGCCUACAGCUUAUCCUGACACCAAAUGAAUUUAGCACUCAGGCUUACUAUGCUUUUAGUCCAGCUAUGCAUAGUCAAGCGACGCAAGUGCCAAAUGAUGGACCUACAGCAGUUAGUAAUACAUCAAACCAAAUAAACCAGGCAUCUAAGCCAGCAACUCCCACAACAUUACAGAUACCACCUUUCUCAUCAAUGAAGCAUAUCAGUAGGCCUGAGCCCGUGCAUAUAAUUCCUGUAACCACACAGGAAAAUAUUUCCGAUGUCACCGCUUGCCUUGUUGCAUCAAAGGAUAAUGGACAAGUUGCGCAGCCCAGUGCAGCAAAGGAUCUCACAUGGAGAAAAGGUUUUGAUACAGAGGGAGAACCUUUGCUCUCGGUUAAACCUGUGGGGCAAAUGGAUUUAGGAAAAUCUUUAUCUGUACAAAACCUUAUACAGUCCUCAGAAGAACUGAAUGUACAGAUUGCUGGUAGUGACUCCAGCGGUUCAAGAGGUAGCCAAGACAUAUACUCCAAAUGGAGGGAGUCAAAAUUAUUUAUAACUGAUGAAGAGUUGGAAACAGAGGCAGGAACAGAGACUACUGAAGCCAUCUCUCGCCCGUUAGUGGAAACAACUCUCUCUGCUGACUCUCUAAGGACUGGAAUAUCAAGAUCAUCUCAAAGCAUUUGCAAGCCAGGGGACGGUACAGAAGCACUCAGUCUGCUCCAUGUCAAACUCAAAUAACAGCUUGUGGGCUUUCUUCAUUGGCUGGGUAAUUCAUCUAGUCAUACAUAUCAUAGCAUGAACUAUUUUGAAAGCCUUUUUUAAUAAGAUAAAGUCACAAGAAUCAGGAUGAAUCCGAAAGGCAGUUGAAUGAGCCCAUAUCUUCUAGUUGCAUGAAAAUGCAUGUUUAAGCGAUGGCUAAAAUUCAAAUUUAUACCUACAGUACAGCAGCCUUUCAUGUAGUACGGUAGGUUUAAAUAAUGAGUUAUCAGCAAAGCUAAUGCUGCAGGAUGUAUCAAAAAGCAAAAAUUUGAGCAUUUAGACCUAGUGCCGUUUCCACAGGGCAGAAGUAAAAAUCGUAAGUUUUAAAGCACUUUGCUUCUGAACUAAUUAAAAUAUAUAUAUAUAUGUCCUGAUUUAGAUGAUAGUUUAUGUUUACAACAAAAGAAAUUAUCUACAGCUGCUAGCAAGGUACCAAGGAAACCAGUAUUAGAUGGGAUUAGAAAUGGCUGCCAGUUGCAAGAUAUUCACAUUAGCUCAUCAGUAAUCAGUUAUUUUAACUCUGAAAAACAGAAUAUUAAUAUCUGUCUAAUUUUUGGUGAUUUAGUGUUGUGGCAGAAGUACUUGACUCACUACUUUCAGGUUGUUCUUUAAAAGGAGAGCAUUCUUUUGCUGUGAAGAACUCAUAUUCUAAAGAUUGGGGCUGGCCUCAGAAGUGGAUAAUUUGGGCAACUGCACUAGAAAUUCAUGGGUACCUCUCCUUCUUCCAGUCUUAGUGAGGAGCUAUCGUGUGUGUCUGAAAUACUUUGGCAGUAGCAUGUCGAGGCAAGGAGCAGGCAUGCCUUUACUGUAGAAGCAAUAUUUCCUGAUGUGGAAAUUUUGGCAGUUUUCCUGGCUGCUACAACCUGAUACCAUGACAGCACUUCAUAAGUCUGGGAAAGGAAGGAAAAUGAGGAACUGCAAUGCAAUUCCUCUGAAAUGCAGUGGAAAAAAAAGGGUAAGACAGGGAAGAGAGAAAGACAACACAAUCAAUGAAGAAAAAGAAUAUGGAUUUAGAUGGGCAGGAAGGGAAAUGAUCCCAGAAAUAAAAGAAGGGAGGUAAAGACAGGACAAGAUCUUUUAAAUUCCAGCCUGUCAGUCACAGAUACCAAAUGCUAUUUCCAAAAAGGCCAUGUAGGUAUUCAGAAAUGGAAGUCAUUGUAGGGAAAAACAUCUUAAG